This is a messenger RNA of Candida tropicalis MYA-3404, 1389 nucleotides long. RefSeq names its product ornithine decarboxylase (gene SPE1). The transcript has a single exon. Bases 1 to 1389 code for a protein of 462 amino acids. Gene Ontology annotation, molecular function: ornithine decarboxylase activity. Gene Ontology annotation, cellular component: cytoplasm. NCBI's taxonomy places the organism in Eukaryota, Fungi, Ascomycota, Pichiomycetes, Serinales, Debaryomycetaceae. The record is from RefSeq and is a predicted model, not a curated record.
AUGAAACAUAUUACUAUUGAAGAUGAAUUUAAAUUACAAAGUAAAGAUGAUAAUGUUAAUACAAAAAAUGAUAAUAAUUUAAAUUCAAUUGAUGUGAUUGGAACUAAAAGAAGUUUUACAUUCACUACCAAUGGGAAACCAAAUUUGGAAAAUAAGAAUUUAAAAUCUAUUGAAUUGAUUGAAAAAUCAAUUAUUGAUUACAUUUCUGAAAUCGAUCAUGAAAAUUGUUUACCAAAUGAUGAGGAUUCAUUUUUCAUUUGUGAUUUAGGAGAAAUUAAAAAAUCUGUUGAAAUUUGGAAUAAGAGUUUACCUUCUGUUCAACCUCAUUAUGCAGUUAAAUGUAACUCAAAUUUGAAGGUUUUACAAACUUUAUAUUCAUUGGGUGUUAAUUUUGAUUGUGCCAGUAAACAAGAAAUUGAUUUGAUUUUAUCAAUGGCUAUUCAACCAGAUAAAAUCAUUUAUGCUAAUCCUUGUAAGACCAAUUCUUUUAUUAGACAUGCUAAUUCACAGGAUGUUAACUUGACUACUGUUGAUAAUGUUCAUGAAUUGUACAAGAUUAGUAAAUUUCACCCUGGUUGCAAAAUUUUGAUUAGAUUAAUUACUGAUGAUUCUACUGCUCAAUGUCAAUUGAGUACUAAGUUUGGGUGUGAUUUAUCCAUUGCCAUCAAUGAAAUUUUACCAAUUGCUAAAGAAUUAGGAUUAAAUGUUCAUGGUGUUGCCUUCCAUGUUGGAUCUGGUGCUAAAGAUUUCACCAGUAUUUAUCAAGCAAUUAAAGAUUCUAAAACAUUGUUUGAAAAAAUGUUUGAAUUUGGAUUCACUCCACAGUUGCUUGAUAUUGGAGGUGGUUUUGAAAGAGGAACUUUUAAUGAACUGUCGAAGAUGGUUAAUUUUGCUUUGGAAAAGUAUUUCCCAUUGGAAUAUACUACCAAUCAUGGGAUCAAGUUUAUUGCUGAACCAGGUAGAUUUAUGGUUGCAAAUGCAUUCACUUUAAUUACUCAUGUUAUUGCCAGACGUGAUUUAGCUGAAAAUGAAAAUGAUGUGAAAGCAAUGUUGUACAUUAAUGAUGGUGUUUACGGUAAUUUGAAUUGUAUUUUGUUUGAUCACCAAAAUCCAAAGGUUUAUGUAUUAACCAACAAGAACCAAUUAUACUACAAACAAGAAUUAUUGGAAAAAUCUCAAAAUCAAAAAGGAUUUAAUUAUUCAGUAUGGGGUCCAACAUGUGAUGGAUUGGAUUGUGUUAGUUCAUUUGUUCAAUUAUCCAAAAACAUUGAAGUUGGAGAUUGGUUAUUUUUUGAGAAUGUUGGUGCUUACACCAGCUGUGCCAGUACUAGAUUCAAUGGUUUGAGUACUGGUGAAACUGAAACUCUUUAUGUUGAUUCUUCAAUUUAA